AGUUCUUGCCUUAAAACCCCUUUUACUCUCAAUUCGAUUUCAGUUACAAGAAAUUUCGGUUUUAAACAUUUCUCUUUUGCCAACAAAACCAACUUUGAAAAUGGCUCAGUCACUUAAAUUUGAGAAAGAAUUCGUUCAAACUUCAGAGAGAGUGAAGGCUGUGGAUCUACAUCCAACAAAACCAUGGAUUUUAGCCGCUUUGCAUUCAGGAACUGUCAGUAUUUGGAACCACCAGUUACAGAAAAUAGAGAAGUCCAUCAAGGUCACCGAAUCACCAGUAAGGUCAGCAAAGUUCAUAGUGAGGGAAAACUGGAUUGUUAUUGGAGCUGAUGAUGGAUUUAUUCGUGUCUACAACUACGAUACAAUGGAAAUGAUCAAAGAAAUCAAGGCACAUACAGAUUACAUUAGGAGUCUGGCUAUUCAUCCAACCUUCCCAUGUAUGUUGUCGUCCUCGGAUGACAAGCUUAUAAAGCUGUGGGACUGGGAGAAGGGUUGGGUUUGCAGUGGUGUCUUCGAGGGCCAUGAACAUUACGUGAUGCAAGUUGCAUUCAAUCCAAAAGACUUCAAUACUUUUGCAAGUGCAUCACUUGAUGGGACUGUAAAGAUUUGGAAUAUGGAUUCCUGUUCUCCAAAUUUUACAUUGGAUGCACAUUCGAAAGGGAUUAAUUGCAUUGAACACUUCAUGGCUGGUGAUAAACCAUUUUUAAUUAGUGGUUCUGAUGAUUACACUGCCAAGGUAUGGGACUAUGAAACCAAAAGUUGUGUCCAAACGCUAGAAGGCCAUACGCAUAAUGUUACUGCAGUAAGUGUCCACCCAGAGCUUCCCAUUAUAAUUACUUGUUCUGAAGAUGGAACUGUUCGUAUAUGGGACACAACAAGUUACAGGCUUGAGAACAAAUUGGAAUAUGGUCUUGAAAGAGUCUGGACUGCUGCUUUCAUGAAAGGUUCUAGCAAAGUCGUAUUUGGAUGCGAUAAAGGGACAAUUGUGGUCAAAAUUAGUCGCUUCCAUGACUCGGAUUCUACCAUUGUUUGACGCAAAGAAGUACUGGCUUGCGUUGUCUAUCUUCAGCUUGAAGAUGAAAAAUGAUUACAUUUACUUGUUUUUAUGCUCCUCCCAUUAGUGUGUCUAACCAGGAAUAAAGGCUUCUCUGGGCUUCUAAUUAAACUGGAUUUGUCAUAUUUUAGUUUGUGCUUGUAGUGUGGUUCUAUAAAUUCCAAGGAAGAAAUGUCAUAUGCAAUAGUGUUGAUGAUCCAAUGUGCAAAUGCAGUUCAUUUAGUAUAAAACAGCCUUCUGGUUCUAUGCUUUGAAGAUCUUUCCUUCUUUUUACUGAUUAAAGGAUCUUUUGACUGGAAACUAAAUUAUUUGGAAGAACCAAUAUUUAAACUUGAAGUUUAACUCAAUUAGUUUAUAUAAUCAUCUCUUUAUCAUUUAAUAGAUUUGAAAUUUAAAUUUUAACAUAUGCAAUACUUUCCCUUAUACCCAACCUGUGAUAUCUUCUGCAAAAAGGCAUCCCAAUUUGUAUGUAGGAGAACAAAGCUUCAUAUUUCAUGCUUCCAAGUGCUAUUACCACCCUCAGGGAGAAAAACAGAGAGAUUGGCAACUUGGAAUCUGAUCAUUGACCAGCCUAAAAGAUAAUAGGAAUCUAAUUAAGUUGUCACCGGAUUUUAAACAGAGUGAGAGAGGUUUUAUCAAUUAUGAAUGCAAUUCAGACUUUCAGUGGACAAAAAUGAAUUACUGUGUCAUGUUGAAAAGUUUAAAUAAGGUAAGCCAAUACCAUAUCCACAUCAAUAUUCUUGAUAAAUUGCCCUGAAUCUGUCUCUUCCCGGUGAAUAUUUGUUAUUUUACCAUUUCCUUUCUCUUAAAAAGGAAAGAAUUAUAAUCAAAUUAUAUGAUCACUAAUACUUGAUACAAUUUUAUAUUCUUUUUACCUUCAUUUAUAGUGGAGGCCACAAAAUAACUUAGAUCCAAAAAAAUUGAAUUUGAACGAUUCUAAUUUGAAAUGACUUGCAUCUCAAUAAUUUAAAUCCAACAAAAUUUAAAUUUGAAAUAAUCCAAACUCCAAA
Messenger RNA from Durio zibethinus, 2064 nucleotides. RefSeq names its product coatomer subunit beta'-1-like. The record is from RefSeq and is a predicted model, not a curated record. Lineage: Eukaryota; Viridiplantae; Streptophyta; Magnoliopsida; Malvales; Malvaceae. Gene Ontology annotation, biological process: intra-Golgi vesicle-mediated transport; retrograde vesicle-mediated transport, Golgi to endoplasmic reticulum; intracellular protein transport. Gene Ontology annotation, molecular function: protein binding. Gene Ontology annotation, cellular component: COPI vesicle coat.